Molecule: messenger RNA, 32618 nt
Organism: Xyrichtys novacula (pearly razorfish)
Lineage: Eukaryota; Metazoa; Chordata; Actinopteri; Labriformes; Labridae
Source: the annotation of a GenBank genome assembly
ACACACACACAGAGCGCAGCAGCGAGCAACAUCUCCAGACACAACCCGCUUCUCUACGCACAGACACAACACGGACACCCCGGACAGGUGAGUGUUGCUCUCCUCUGUGUUUUAUUGUUUUUGAUCCUAAUCCAGAUUAUGUCUGCUGGAUUUGUUUGUGAAAGAGGACCGAGGACAAAUGUUGCAGGAACGUUUCGAUGCAUUUAAUCCAUCAGUUUGAAUCGAUAGAGGCUCAGAGAGAUUCUGGAUCUGGUUAAGCAGGAGAGAUAACUUAGAACAGCAUUUAUAACUUAUUCGGAUCAGUGACAUCGAUAAACAGCUGGAUUGCAGCGGAAUUAAUCGGUGAAUUUCGGUUUAAUUGGUCAGAAUCGGUCAUUUCGUCGGUCAAAACUGAGUUUUGGCAUUACAAAUUUUCUCUUUUCUCUUUAUUUGCUCCUGAGAGCUGUGAAAUAGAGAUUGUCAGUCCUGUGAACGUGUUAAAUGCUGCUAUUAAACCCAAUUUGCUGCUUUAAAUGGAGAGGAUUUAGUCUCAGAGGCUGUGCUGGAUGAGCUCAUUUGUGAGGAAAUUCUCUGGAUGGAGUGAUUAAUCGAUUUGUCCGUUGAUUUAAUAGAUUCCAACAUAAACAAACUGCCGUGAUUAAUCCAUUUCUCAAACAAACCUAAUUUACAAGCUGCUCUCUAGAUACAUAAUAGUCUAAUUUAAUCUCAUUCACACUCUUGAUUGUAUUUUAAUAAAAUUUAAAGUUGAUUUGUAUACCUGUUAAUGGAUAUUUGCAGCAGUUUUCUAAGUAAAUGGUAUUUUUAAAUAAAUCAGGUUCAAACGCACAAACAAACUGAGAGUUUGAGUUAUUUUCAGGGUCAUGAAUCUGUAGGUGCUAACGGUUACUCACCCUCUUACACCUGUCAGUCUUAUUGUCAUUUAUUUCUAGCUCCUCUGACGCACAUUUGAGUCCUCAGCUUUGACGCUGAUUUCUCUCCUUAAAGUUUGAUGGACUGAGAAGAGCUCAGGUUUCAGAAAAGUCUGAUUUGUUUUUUUAUUUUCUCUACCUGAAGGCAGCUUUCCCAACCAAGUUUCCAACACUUCAUAUUGACAAACACGGCUGUUUAUAGAUGUCUGAAUUGUGUAACACUGCAGGAUCAAAAAUACAAUUUCACACUUGUCUGCCUGCAACAUUUAUAUGUGAAGUGCUGCUUCAGAGAGGGUUUAUAUCUGUGUGUGUGUGUGUGUGUGUGUGUGUGUGUGUGUGUGUGUGUGUGUGUGUGUGUGUGUGUGUGUGUGUGUGAUGCAGAGGGUCAUAUUUACUGGGAUUUAUGUCAGUCUUGAUUUACAGCUAAAGGGUUGAGCUUCCAAACAGGAGUGAAAUCUCUGAGUUAAAGGGUUGAGUUAUAUCAACACCGUCUGAGUGUUUUAGUGAGUGUGUCGGAAACAAACAUAAUUUCAGCUUAUUCUCCAAGUCAGGAACUUUGAUUUGCAGACUCUCGAGUGCUUUUAGUUUGGUUUUGUAUCCAAGGAGGUAAAAGCGCCUCGAAUCAGAGAGAUGAAGAGUGAGUGUUAGUGCCUUUUUUGAACAGCAGGGGGCACUUUCUGACUCUCUGGUUGGAGGUCAUUGACUGUCAGCUAUUUCCAGAUAAACCUGAAUAAAGUCAGAGUCAGAAUAUCCUCAACUGGCUUUUUUUUUUAAAACAGAAACCUCUAGCAAUAAAAAGUCGAAGCACAGAAAUCUGCAGUUCCCUGACUGUCCACUUGGGGCUGUCUUCAAAAUCCCAGGAAACCCCACGACUGCUCAUUGACGUGGACAAACCAUAGCCUGUAUAUAGAAUGGACGCUGUCUGCCUCCUCUCUGGGUGAAGCCUCAGUGAGAAUAGCACCCUCUGGUGACGGGCUGCAGUAUAGGUCAUUAAUCCUGCCUCCUUAUGGAGCUGUGGACAAACUUUAUAAAUUAAUGACACAGAAUAUAAAUGUUUCUCCCCCCUGCUUGUGAUGUUGACAUGAAGUUACUGUCAGACUGGUUUGUGUUCAAGUCCUCUUUUUUCUGUACAGCUCCAUUUUUAAAAGUUAUUAGGGGGUUCAUGUUUUCUGUGAUUGACACUUGAUACAUCCUAUGAGCGCAUGAAGAUUGCAUAGCUCACCCGGGGGAUAUGCUGUUUGAGACGAGUGUCAUCACAGCGAAUCUAAGCGACUCUCCCACCGAAUGCAUUCAACACUACUGCGUAAUGUUGGUUUCAGGAAACUAAGAAAAAUUCUGGAAAUACCGAGAACUUUUCAGCUUCAAAUGCGUAUACUGACGGGAGGCGGAACCAAGUUGUCCAUAGUUUAUACAGUUGAUGGGACAAACAUUUUAGUCUAAAUGACCCAUUUCUCUCUUUGUUCACUCUAUGCAGAGGGUUAAAUCACUCAUCACUUUUACUCAUGUAUUUUAAAGCUACUGAAGACAAUUUACUGCAUACGUCUAACUGAAACUGGACUUUUUAAGAACACGUCUACCUGAAAUCAAACGGGAUUAUAUUUUUUUAUGAUUGGACAAACAUGUUUGUCAAUUGUUUUGGUUCGUGACAUAAUGAAGAUGGACAAAUGGUGGUGAACUGAAAGGGGGCUGGAUGACUGGAUGAUCCUGAUCUUCAGGGCAUUGAAAACAGACAGGACUCUGGAGUGGAGAUCACCGCAUGGAAAGGACAACUGGGCGAAAUGUCUCAAGUAAGUCCAGUUGUCCUUUCCAUGAAGAACUGGAAAUCGUAGAUGCUGCAUCCUCAGUUUUAAAGAGUAGAGGGUCCACCUGGCUGAAUUAUUUCAAGAGACUUUUUUUAAAUUACAAAACAACAAAAUAUUUCAUGAAAUGCAAAAACAUUUGAGUGAAGAGGUAAAGAGGUAAAGAAUUUUUUUUGUUUUUACGAGAUUUUAAGUGUUUUCUUAAUUAGUUUAGGUGAAAAUUUUGAGACAAAAAAUUAAACUUUUGAGAUUAAAUUUGAAAUUUCAAGAUAACAGAAUGUUGAAAUGUUGUGAAAAAUGUCAACAUUUUGAGAUUUAAAAAUUUAAAUUCUGGGAUUAAAGUAAAAAUUUUGAGAUUAAAGUCGACACAAAUAAAGUCGAAAUUUUGACUAUUUAAAAUUUCGACUUUAAUCUUGAAAUGGAAGUUAAAAAAUCUCCCUCCUGUAAUUAUUUUUUUGUUCUCUUCUUGUGGCCUUAAUCCUCUUUCAUAGUUUACUGAUAUGUUUUUGUGGGGUUUUUUUGUAUUCAAGGACCACUUUUUUGUUUUACAAAACAUUUUUUACUUUUUUAGUCUUUUUUUAUUUAUUUUUAUUCAUUGUGAAAUUCUUGCCCACUUGACCUUAAGGCCCACCGUAGUUAGCAUACACACAGCUAUGAGUCAAUGAUCUAAUAGUGCAGAAUAAACAUCCCUCUGAACAAACUCUGAAAUAGUCUGAAUAGUGUAUUAUUAUUAUUAUUAUUAUUAUUAUUAUUAUUAUUAUUAUUAUUCAGAGUCAGUCUUGGAUUUGGAGGGUCUUAUUUUCAUAGUCAAACCCCCCGUCCCCCUGGUGCAGCUCCAGAUCAGACUGGAUCUGCUGAAGCUGCCAGGCUCCAUCAGCACCUCCAACAGUCAGACAGUUUUGGGGGUGAAUCUAUCAUCCUGUCAGCAUGUGGCUCACUGAUGGAUCACUCACUUCAUCUAUGGAAGCCUGCUUCUGACAAAAAAGUUCCUGUAGGUCACAACUAGUUUUCAUCCUGUCGCUACAAACGAUGGAGAACCCUGAAGACAGAUGGGACUCUGGGCGCUGUGAAGCUGCGGAAAUAAACGCCUGAAUUAUGACAAACGUUUGGUCGUUUUCUGGCACGUUGAUCUGCUUUGGUUCGUUUCGCUGAUGGGAACUAAACAAGCUAAAGACGGAUGCUUAAAGGUGCAAAAUUCCAGCAAGAUUAUAGAUUUUAUAUUGGUGAAAUCCUUCACUUUUAAAUAGUCAGCGGAUCAAUACAAACACAAGCAAAAACAAAGACUGAACGUCUUUCCUCUCAGAUCUAUACGAUGUAAAUUAUUUAAGCUAAAAGAAAACUUCAAGAUUACAGUUUUUAAACUCUGCAUUCAGCAUUUUCUCUUCAUUGGAAGUUUAAUACCUGCAGGAAGUCACUGAGAUUCUUUCAAAGUAAAAGCACGGCAUCAUUAACACUGAAUUAAUUCUCUGUAUUUUAAAAUCAAAGAGAAAAAGUCCUCUUUGUGAUAUUUAUCUACAUGAAACUAAUGAGUGUAUCAACCCCAACAGAUGCUGGUCUGCUGGUCCCCUUUAAUAAGAAACCAGGUGGAGAACCAGCAUAGAGGCUGGACUACAGUUUUCUGCAGACAGGACAUAGAUAAGUGUUUGGGUCAGAGUCUCUCAAAAUAAUUCAGUUGCCUGUUCUGCAGAAAACUGGAGCCAGUUUGCAUGCCAGUUCUCCUUCUGGUUUCUCAUUAAGGGGGUAAAGUGUUUUUUUUUAACUAGUGUAGGUGUUUAGCAUGAAAGAGGAUUACCGGCAAUUUCCACGGUACCCUGAAUGGCUACUAAAAGGCAGAUCGUGGCUGAUCGUAACCAUUCAAGUUAACGUGUCAAUUUCCACCGGCUUCUUUCCGUUCCUCUGUGGAUCGCCGGACACCACAGCUGAUCACAAGAGUUCUAUUUUUUCCGGACGCUGGAGCAUGCCAGGUAAAUUCAGCACAGAUUAACCCGUACUGGAAAGGAAGUCUGACACAGACACAAAAUAAAACAUCCAGCUUCUUUUCAAAAUAAAACACUCAAUGUUUCAGGAGGAUCGUAUAUCACACCAUGCAAUCUGGCAGAGAUAAGCAAGUGAAAGGUUUUUAGACGUCAUUUCACCCCAAUGACACCAUGAAUGAGGAGAUGCUGAUUCUAGAAGUCUAGAAGUAGAUUUCCUCCUCUGGAAGGACACAAUCUACUGCUUAUAUGUCUAUGUGGCUGUCUUUAUAGAGACAACUUAUCGCGCGAUUGCACAUGAAUCUAUGGAUUCUUGUGAGUUCUUGUGACUCCCGCUGGCCGUAAUCUGCCACGAACUUCACCUCACAAACAGAUCCGGUAGGAAUUGGCGUACAACGAAAAUCACUGUUCUGGAUUAGAGCCAUUCUAGAUGCGGUGGAAAUACCAGGUUAGGUCCACUAGAAGAGAAAAAAUAACAGGAAGGAGAUAUUUUAACUUCCAUUUCAAGAUCAAAGUUGAAAUUUUAAAAAGUCAAAAUUUUGACUUUAUUCAUGUUGACUUUAAUCUCAAAAUUUUCACUUUUAUCUUAAAAUUAAAUUUUCUCUUAAUCUCACAAUUUCAACAUUUUUCAUGACAUUUUGACAUUUUGUUAUCUCGAAAUUUCAACUUUAUUGACAUAAUUUUGUUUGUUUUUUUAAUCUCGAACUUUAAACUUCAACCUCCUUUAAUAGUCGCCCAUUCCGCAGAAAUCUGUAGCUUAGCUUUCAUGCCGGUUCUCCAUGUGGUUUCCCAUUAAAAGGGUCGAGCAGACCAGCAUUCACUGUGGCUCAAAUGAUUACUAGUGACCAAGUACUCCUUCAGGGUCUCCUGUAUCAGUCAGUAACUUUUCAACUUUCAGGUCAGGAACAACAGUUAGCAUUCAGUCUGAUCGGUUUACAAAGUUCACCGAAAAUAUAAAGGAGAACAUUAUCCAUAAUGAGGUCCAGGGUUUGCUGUGGACCGAUUAAAAACUAUAUCAUUUGAGAAUCCCCAGUGAGAAUAAUUGGACAUGAGCAUACAGAGAGCAGACGUCUAAUUACACCACGAUCAGGUCGUUGUUCAGCAAACCUGCGCAGAGAUGGUUAACAUCAGCUCCACAAAGCUCCUGAACAGGUUCAUUAAUCAUCAGUCUAAUGAAAGGAAUUAAUGCUCUCUGGAGUCCUCAGUGAUAUGAAGACGAGCUGUGAGAGGGUCAGAGAGGAAGAUUUUUACCUUGACAGAGAUAAUGAGGACACUUUUAAUUUGACGGGAAACACACAGGAAACUGCAAUAAAAGCCUCAGAGUGUUAGAGAUGUUAGAGACGGUGUGUUCAUCUCAGCUGAACGUGAAAAUAUGAUCUCUGCGGUCAUUCAUCAGGUCGUCUGCUCAUGAGGCGACAUAUCGGUUGGAUUACUUUUGUAACUUUUACAUGAGGAGAGUGAUCUGAGUGAUCUAAAAAUGUGUAGACUUUCCUGACCCUCAAUGUGACCCACCAAACAAUCCAGAUCCACGUGAACCUCAGGAUGAUUUCUGAUGAGAGAGAGAGAAGAGAGAGAGAGAACGAGAGAGGAAGCAUGAGUCAUCUACCUGCCGGGAUGAGGAUGAGAAUGAGGUUUGAGGAGUGCUUCAGUGUAAAACCAAAACAUUUCAAAAUUUUUCAUCCCUGGUACUCAGCAGCUCUCAGGCCAAACAUUUCAACUGUCCCCUACUUUCAUUUCACACUGCGACAAAUCACUACAAUUCACCCCCACAUCUCUGAGGCUUAUAAACACCAGGCUGCUGCUGCUGGAUGAGGUGGACACAGUUUGGUUUAGUGGAGAGGAAGAGUUAAAGGUGGAGAGGAUUCCUCAUGGAUCAUCUUCUGAAGUUUAUCUUCGGACUUCUCUCCUUGUCCUCGUAUACAUGUAGCUGAGAAAAUCAAAUUAUGACGUGAACGUGUCCUCCUCCCCAAAACUAGGGGGCGAUAUGGCGCUGUUUCCGACCCCAUACAACCAUCAACAAUAACAGCAGGUCCGUGCCAGACGUCAGAAGUGUCUACAACUGCUGCUGGGAAUUUUGGAGCAAGAAGAUGGAGCAUCAUACAGCGUUGUUUUUGUCCUACAUGAUGGACACAGAUGCACGCUACUCCUCUGGUGUUUUUGUUCCAGGGUUACAGGGGCGUGGCGCAUGCGCACAUGCAUUGUGUGAUCAUACUCCGACUACGCUGGUUACAUGGUGGAGAAAAUUAAAUUCCAAUCACAUUAUCUGGGUGUCUUAAAGGUGGGGUAGUCAGGAUCUGAGGAAGUUCCAGUUUUUAGGAGAAAUCUUGAAUGUAAACUCUACCCCUGCCAACCAGUUUUCCCCUCAGCUCCUCCUCUCCCCUCCCUCUCUGCUCCAGCAAGCCCCGCCCACAAACAGACGCUCCUGCUCGCUUGUAUCGCUCCAAUUAAAUUCAGAUAUAAUGCAGAUAAAUACUUCAGAUAAUUACAAAUGGCGCCCAGUCAGUGUGAAAGUAAAAAGCAUUGGUGCUACUGUAGAUGCCAACAGACUACCAGCAAACACAAUGUUUGCAGGACUUCUACAACUAGGAUAAAGUGACAUAGUCCAGGACCAGAGGUCAACAGUUUAGCGGUGCUACAACACGCUACAGCAGGUCCCGUUUGACAAGAAACACUUCUGUUACGGACUCUUGGCUUACUUUGUUAAAGCAGUUUACCUGUCCAGCAGAAAGGUUACAGGGUCACCAAGAUCCUGAAGUGUCCCCCAUCGUUUAUGUUGACCUGGCUUUUUAGCUCUUGUCCGGUCGACCUCCGUUUUAAGCGCCCGUUAUUCCGCCAGAGUCUCUGGUAUUUACUUCAUUUUCUUGUUUGUGUUGGCAGUCGUGGCCAAAGGAGGAUUCAGACAAUUUUCUGAACAUUCUGGUUGGUUUCUACUGUCCGAUAUUGUAGCACGCUAACUUUGUUUGGACUCAUGAACGACAUGGGGGAGCAGCGUCUGCCUCACAACCAUUCAGGUCGAGAGAGGCGAAGAACGGCUUUGUUUUCAGUCAGAAAGAGCGGACCACUCAAAAAUGUUAAAAUGUUGACUACACAGACAUAAGAGAACACAGUGAUAUUGUGAUAUUACUAAAUGUCAUCAAUAACUACUAUCUAUUGACUGAUAUUAAAAACUUUUUUGUAUAUACACCACAAAAAAGAUGCUUCUUUAAUGGAUUCCUGCCUACUCCACCUUUAAUCAAAGUUCUCAAACUCCGAUUAUAGUCGGUCUAAGGUGUUUAUAUGCACUUCAGUUGUCCGGUCUUAAUCGCAGUAAGGCGAUAAUUCGGUUUUCUCUGGUGUCAUGUAAACGUACUGACUGAAAAUGGUCAACACCGCAGGUUAAAGAUUCAUCAGGCCUGAUUUGCACACAGAAAAAUCAAGUUUACUUUAAUUAAAGGCACAAAGAUGAACUUCAGUCACAUCCAUGAAGCUGUAGCAGCAAACUUAACAUUUAGUGUAUUUUAUGAAAAUAAUAAUGAAAUCAGCCAAUGUGAUAUCAGUUAUAGGACCUCAAUUUCAUGUUCUGUUGAUUUAGUUUUUCCCUGGUUUUGUUUAUUUAAGUGUAUUUUCUGUGUAUUUUCCCCAGUGGUCCUGUCCCCCUGUAGUCCUGUCUUGUGAGUUUUCAGUUUGUUUCCCUCCUGUUCUCAGUGUUUUAUUCUUUAGAUCACUUUUCACUGUUUAUUUUUUGUUUUAUUUUGUAGUAGUUUAUUCCCUGUGUCUAUCAGCUUGUUUUCCCUCCUCAGUAAUUGUUCUCACCUGUGUCCCGUUUGUCUCACCUGUUGCUCAUUAUCCUCUGUUUAUAUUCCCUGUCUUCCCCUCUGCUCUUGUUGGUUCAUUGUAUGUCCAUGUGUGCGUACGCUUGUGUCCCAGUUGACUCCUUGAAAUGUUUUCCUCAGUAUCUUUACUUGGACAUUUUGGAAGUAAGUUUUUGUUUCUUUUUAAAUAAAUCAUUUUUUAAUUUUUUUAUCUGCAUUUUGGGUUCUUUCCCUUUUGGUUGAACUCCGACGCUCGAAUCAUUUGGCUUUCUUAUUCUCAGUGUGCAAGAGAAACUGUCUUUACAUUGAGGAAACUCUCCCCUCGUUGCUGUGGGAACGAUGUUGGUUUAACUGUGAAUUCUGGUGAUGCAACAUCUCAAACGCUGAAGCAUGAAAUCCAUCAACUUGCCCUAAAAACAUUCGGAGGCUGUCAGCUCGGAGUGCAUUACUCCUCUGCUGCACUCCUGAACCCGACAAACUUGGCAAAGUUGAGCGACACCUUCAAAACAUUUUAGAAAAACCCAGACGCUCGUCUGUUUGAGUCUGAUUACGCCUAAGGCAGAACGUCUCAAGUUAGUCCAGUUGUCCUUUCAAUGAAGAAUUGGAAAUCAUAGAUGCUGCGUCCUCAGUUUUAAAGAGUAGAGAGUUUACUAAGGUCUACAGAGAGCUGAGGACACAAAUAGAGUUAAAAAUGAAGCUGUAAUGACUUUUUGAAAACAUGUUGCUGACAUUAGAUUAAAAAAAAAAAAUUCCACUUUCAUCAUUUUGUGUUUUCCUUUUAAUGAUUUCUCGUUAUGUAAAUGUUUUCCACAGUGCCGCCUCGAUCUCUUUUUGAAUAUGAGUUGUAAUUUUCUUACUGUGGAGCUUUUUCUAUAAACCAAUCUUGAUGUGUAAAAAUUUAAUUAGUGCCAGCAGUUUGAAAGAUGAACCAGUUUUUACUUAUCAAGCGCUGGUGUCUGAUUUUUGCAUCUUUUUAUAGGGAAGUACGGUGGCCCUGAGGUGCAAAUCACAAAAGAAAAUCAGAAAACAUAACGAAUAAAAAAACACAACACAAAAAGAGAAAAUUCAACAGCAAAAGUUAAAAAAAAACAACUGCAAAUCAGAACUGUGGUCAAGCCGGGCAAAUUCUUCAUUUACUGUAAUUAGCAUCGUAUUUUAAAAAAGUGGAAGUCCUAAAGGUGCUGGCUCGCUCAUUCAGGAUCAUUUGAAUGCAUUUACCGUAAAUAGUAGAAAACGCCAUGUUAGGUUCGCUAAUUUAAGUGUUUGAACCCUGGAAAAACAAACAUCCACUGGCUUGUUGUUUUGUGUUCUCUUUUUGUGGUUGUUUUCUUUUUUUGCUGUUGUGUUUUACUCUUUUUGUCGUUGUGUUUUCUCUAUUUGUUGUGGUGUUUUUUUCUUUCUUUCUGUCGUUGUUUUUCUUUUUGUCGCAUUUUCUCUUCGGUUUUGUUUUUGUUUUUGUUUGUUUUUGUUGUUGUAUUCUCUCUUUAUGUUAUUGUGUUAUCUCUUUUUGUCAUUCUGUUUUCUCUUUUUGUCGUUAUCUUUUCUCUUUUUUUGUUGUGUUUAUCUUUUUGUCAUUAUUACCUCCGCAAAGGAGGUUAUGUUUUCGGUAGCGUUGGUUUGUUUGUCUGUUAGCAACUUUCCGGGGAAAGUAACAGACGCAUUGACCUGAAAUUUUCACCAGAGGUGCAUAUCAGUCCCAGGAGGAUCCCAUUAAAUUUUGGUGGUGAUCCGGACAAAAUUCUGGAUACUGUGAUGCAGAACACACAAAAAUAAGGGUGUCGUUGGAAUUUUCAAUGCUGAACGAUAACAAAUGGGCGGCACAGUGGUGUAGAUAGGCGGCAUAGUGGUGUAGUGGUUAGCAUUGUCGCCUCACAACCAGAAGGUCCUGGGUUUGAAUCAGUGUUGUUUUUGGCAGGCAUUUUAGAUUUAGUUUUAGUCUUAGUCAUUUUGACGAAAUGGUUCUUCGUUUUCGUCCCAUUUUAGUCAUUUCUAUCCUUGAUAGUUUUCGUCUAGUUUUAGUCCGACAAAAACUCAAAAGGUUUUAGUCUAGUUUUAGUCGACGAAAAGGUGCCUUUUGAGGUUCGUGGUGUUCUUUCCCGACAGUUUGAAGCCGCAGCAUGAGGAAGCUGUGGCUCCACAACUGUCGUCUGUCUCGUCUCCCCGUCCCCGUACAAGACAUUGUGUUUUAUUGUCACUUGGACUGUAUCUGAAGUAGGACCAAAAUCAUCCCUCUUUUUUCGGCCACCGGGCACCGCUGCUGUGCCUGCCGCCACGGUGUGUGUUUGCGCGUGCCUCGUCCACCUGCCGCUCUGUGUAUGUGUAUGAGUGUGUGCACGCAGCUGUGCGCGAGCAAGGCUUUUGGUGCGUGUGUGAUGGGGGCGUGACUGUUAGGACAAAAAAAGCAUGUUUUGAAACUUUGUUUUUCCACCUAAUAACAAUUUAGUCUCGUCUCGUUCUCGUCUGACGAAAAUGAAUAUAAUUUUCGUCACAUUUUAGUCUUUACAGAGCUUUGGUGACGUUUGUCUUAGUCUCAUUUUCGUCAAGGAAAAAAGGGGUCUGACGUCGUCAUUUAAGUUUUCGUCCUGCCUGACGAAAACAACACUGGUUUGAAUCUGGGUCAGGGCAUUUCUUUUUAAUGGGGGACCAUGAGCUGCUUGGGGGAGGUCUGAGCUCUCAGAGUGCUUUUCUAGUUUCAUCUGUUGUGGUUUCCCUUUCUUGUGUUUUCUCUUAUUGUUGUUUUAUCUUUUUGUCAUGUUUUUUUUUCUGUUAUGUUUUUGUUUUUCUGUUGUUGUGUUUUACCUCUCUUUUGUUGUUGUUUUUUUCUUUUUUGCAGUUGUGUUUUCUUUAUUUGUUGUGGUGUUUUUUCUUUCUGUUGUUGUUUUCUCUUUUGUCGUGUUUUCUCUUUUCGUCGCAUUUUCUCUUCUGUUUUGUUCUCUCUUUCGUUGUUUUUUCUUUUUUGUUGUAUUUUCUCUUUAUUUAUGUUGUUGUUUUUUCUCUAUUUGUUGUGUUUUCUCUUUUUGUUGUUGUGUUUUCUCUUUUUGUCAUUGUUUUUUUUCUUUUUGUCUUUUUUUUUCUCUUUUUGUGUCGCGUUUUCUCUUUUGGUGAAUGCGUUUUCUCUUUUGUUGUUGUGUUUUCUCUUUUUGUUGUUGUGUUUUCUCCUUUGUUGUGUUUUCUCUUUUGUCAAUGUGUUUUCUUUUUAUCCUUGUGUUUUCUCUCCUGACUUUUUAUUUUCAUGUUGGUGUGUUUUCUCUUCUUGUUUUGUGUGUUGUUGUUUUCUUUUUUUGUUGUUUUGUGUUUUCCGUUAUUGCGUUAUAUUUCCUGUUUUGUUGUUGUGUUUUCUCUUUUUGUUGUUGUGUUUUCUGUUUUGCUGUCAUGAUUUGCACCUCAGGGCCACCGUAGUGAAAUAUUUUCUGUGACCAAAAAUCUAGAUUUUGACUUUUUAGUGUAAAACCUUCAUAAAAAGUGACAGAACAUUUGACAGUCAGGAUCAUCUGCCAACAACCUUCCCCAGCAGGAUCUGGCAUCACUUCAGUGCAGCUCUCUGAGGGAUAGUUGGAGGUGACUCACAGGUGCUUAUAAACAGCUUUAAAACGCUGCUCUCAGAUGGUGUUUGGACACUAACAGGACAAGUUCAGAGACAUUUUUAUGCCAGAAAUCACCUUAAACUAAUUUCCCUUUGGAUUUAAAUGAAGCUAAAAAAGACCGAUCUCUGAAGGUGGUCUUAAAUAAACACUAAAAAUAUCAUCUAAAUAAAAUGAACCUUAAAUUACGGCCAACAGUAAAGGUUCCUGUUGAUACUGUUGUAUAACUGAGAAUCCUCCAGUGACGGUCAAGAGCAUAAUUAAGCUAAACUACUGUGACGUGGAGCGACAAGUGAAGCCAAAAUAAGCCAAAAAGGGAAGGACAUGACCAAAUGCACGAGUGUCUAAACUCUACAUACCACAUAAAUCUACAGUACUUUUAGGUUUAUAUCUGGAGUUUUUAUUAAACACUAUUGAUAUCUUCUCUGGACUUUAUUGAACUGGUAAAUUCCUGCACACAUCUGUGAUCUGAGAAUCUCUGCAAACUCAGACGAGUUAAAAUCAGUCUUGGACAGUCAGGGGGCGGGUUUGUCGACAGUCCUGGACUUGAGACCCUCUUAAGGUUUGGUGUAAAUUGUUGUCCAGCCUGGGACUCAGCUCCAUCUGUUCAGGGUUUCCCCUCUCCGCCUCUUUAUGCCGCUGACCCUCGUCACCAGAAUAAAGUCCUGAAGCAGCACUCGUCCAGAUCAAUCAUUUUUAGAUAUUUCAUGACAAUUGGCCUAAAGCUUGUUUUGUGCCGCAGUCUCAGUGGUCGUAUUGAGUCGUGGAUCAGGGUCUCCUGGUUGCUUUGCUUCAGUUUUGCCCUCUUGAGAUUUUCAGUUUUGCAGUGAAAUAUUUCCCUGAUUAUCCUGUUAGGCCACUGGAAAGGGCCACAGACAGACCAGGACACAGGAGAGUGGAUUUGGACUCUUAUGUUUGAGUUUGGACCUACAGAGUUAUAUUUGUUUAACUCUCACUGAAGACAUCCAGCUCUAUCCUGACGCCUGAAGCUCAACGCAGGAAAAGUCCUGGCCUGGUCUGAGUAGCUUAAGUCGCAUAAGUCCCAUAAUGUUACCUGUUAAGUCAAGCCUUGCAGAUGGAGUCUGGGGCUGUUGAACCCUUUGAUUUCUAAUCUCUGGUAAGAACAUCAGAUGUGAGAACAGCACGUCCUGCUUUAGCGCUGAUUGCCGUCAUUAUGAGGGUGGUGGUAAGUGCUCAGUCUGAAUUGCAGAGGUAAAUCUCAAAGAUAUCGAUCUGACGGCAAGGAUCUCUGGAGACUCCUCUCUGAUUCUCUAGCCGCACAUGAAAUUACAACUUGUUUCUCUGCCCGUAUCUUCAUUUUGCAGAUUGAUCGCUGGCAGAGAGAUGCAGUGGCUGUCAUAUCUGAAGGCUCGUCACGCUCCUGUGUAAUCAGCAGCAGAGUGUGGGAGGCUCGCUCCACUUCCUCAUCUACUCAUUUCACUCUAUUUAUAUGAGCAGAGAACAGCUCAAGAGCACCAAGGCUGAAUCUUCACACUCUGCUGGAUAUUUGUACCAUAAAGUGAAUAAAUGCAGACUACCUAUCUCUAUCACUCUCUCUGUUUUUGGCCCAUUAAGCAGAGAGCUCAUCAUUAACAAUAUGGAAGAUUUCAUUUUUAUCGGACCUGUGUGUACCGGUUUGAUUUCUGCCCGCUCUGAUAACCCUGGAGCAGGAAAACCAUCUUUAAUUAUCUCUGGAUGUUUCUAAUGAAGUGGAGACAGAGUGUAGGAACUGUAAAGGGAAAGUUCACUGUUUUUGAAGUGAGGUGUAUGAGUUACCCCCAAAUUUUUACCGCAUCCGGAACUGCAGCGAUAUUCCCUGUCCGCCAAUUCCUACCGGAUCUGUUUGUGAGGCAAAUUUCGUGGUGGAUUACGGACAGCAGGAAUCGCGAGAACUCACAAGAACCCAUGGAUUCACAUGCAAUCGCGCAAUAACAAGUUGUCUCUAUAAAGACAGACACAUAGACAUAUAAGCAGUAGAUUGUGUCCUUCCAGAGAAGGAAAUCUACUUCUAGAGUUCUAGAAUCAGCAUCUCCUCAUCCAUGGUGUCAUCAAGGUGAAAUGGUGUCUAAAAUCCUCUCACUUGUUCGUCUCCGCCCUUUUGCCUGGUGUGAAAUACGAUCCUCCUGAAACACAGUGUGUUUAAUUUUGAAAAGAAGCCGGAUGUUUUAUUUUGGGUCUGUGCCCGACUUCCUGUCCAGCACGGGUUAAUCUGUGCUGAAUUUAUCCGGCAUGCUGCGGCGUCUGGAAAAAAUAGAACUCUUGCGAUCAGCUGUGGAGUCUGGCGAUCUGCAGCCGAACAGAAAGAAGUCAGUGGAAAUUGACACAUUAACUUGAAUGGUUACAAUCAGCUACAAUCGGCGGAUACAACCUUCUAGUAGACGUUCAGGAUAUGGUGGGAAUUGGAGGUAACACUGUUUUGGAAAGUCCUGAGUCUAGCUGUCCUUUUAAUGAAGAAUUUGAAAUCAUAGAUGCUGCAUCCUCAGUUUUAGACAAGAUCUCCAGGUUUAGGAGCAACAUCUGCGUCCAUGGAAGACCUUCAUAUGAUCCCAAACCACAUUUUGACAACAGUUGAAAUAUGGAAUGUAGAACUCUUGUGAUCAGCUGUGGAGUCCAGCGAUCCGCAGAGAAACUAAAAGGAGCCAGUGGAAAUUGACACGUUAACUUGAAUGGUUAUGAUCAGCUAAGAUCGGCGGAUACGGCCUUUUCGUAGACGUUCUGGAUGCAGUGGAAGUUGGGGGUUACAUGUGAUCAGCUCUUCAUUGAGAAGCUAUUGGAGUACCGGCAUGCAGGCUGGGCUACAGUUUUCUGCAUGUGACUGGUUUUUAAGAAGCUAGUUUGUUUGUGAUUUUAGUUCGAAGGAUAAAUUAAAAAUAUGAUAAUGCGGAUAUUUAAAAGGUCAAAGGUUAGGCUUUGUCUUCAAGAGGACAGGAAACAACUUUUAAAAUGUUUAAUUGUCGAGUCAAAGGUCAGAGCCAUCAUUAAUGAUGCAUUCAGGAAGGUCAGGAAAUCUUCACGCUUAUUUAUGAAAUAUGAUCCGUGUGUAGAUUUGGGAUUUGAUUGGAGGAGUUUUUGUGCAUAAGUGACAGUCAGCAAUCUGAAUCAGGAAGAGCCGUCAACACCAUAUAAGGAGGUGUGGAUAUGUACUUCCGGGCUUCACCUGAAAGGUGGUGUAGUCAGGAUCUGAGGAAGUUCCAGUUUUUGGGAGAAAUCUUGAAUGUAAACUCUACCCCUCCCAACCAGUUUUCCCCUCCUCUCCUUCGAUCCCGUCCCUCUCUGCUCCAACAAGCCCCGCCCACAAACAGACGCUCCUGCUCGCUCGUAUCGUUCCAAUUAAAUUCAGGUAUAAUGCAGAUAAAUACUUCAGAUAAUUACAAAUGGGGCCCAGUCAACAUGAAAGUAAAAAGCAUUGUUGCUACUGUAGAUGCCAACAGACUACCAGCAAACACAAUGUUUGCAGGACUUCUACAACUAGGAUAAAGUGACAUAGUCCAGGACCUGAGGUCAACAGUUUAGCGAUGGCGCUACAACACGCUACAGCAGGUCCCGUUUGACAAGAAACACUUCUGUUACAGACACUUGGCUUACUUUGUUAAAGUGGUUUACCUGUCCAGCAGAAAGGUUACAGGGUCAACAACAUCCCGAAGCGUCCCAAAUCGUUUAUGUUGACCCGGCUUUUUAGCUCUUGACCAGUCGACCUCCGUUUUAAGCGCCUGUUAUUCCGCCAGAGUCUCUGGUAUUUACUUCAUUUUCUUGCUUGUGUUGGCAGUCAUGGCCAAAGGAGAAUUCAGACAAUUUUCCGAACUUUCUGGUUGGUUUCUACUGUCUGAUAUUGUAGCACGCUAACUUUGUUUGGACUCAUGAACAACACGGGGUAGAAGCGUCUGCCUCACAACCAAUCAGGUCCGGGAGGUGGAGAACGGCUUUGUUUACAGUCAGAAAGAGCGGGCAGCUCAAAAAUGUUAAAAUGUUGACUACACAGACAUAAGAGAACACAGAGAUACAGUUAUAUAACCAAUAUAUCAUCAAUAUGUCAUCAAUAACUAAUAAUUAUUAACUAAUAUUAAAACCUUUUUUGUAAAUACACCACUGAAACAGAUGCUUCUUUAAGGGAUUCCUGCCUAACCCACCUACAGUGGCGUGAAGUGGGUCCGUGCAGCUCACCUGGGUCCUAUGAAGACCACACACAGAUGGUGAAUGUGUGUGCAGCUACUCUCAAUUGUCCUCUUUCUUGACCUGGUACCCGGUACUCUGUAAAUAUGCAAUAAUGAACCGCUCUGACUUUGAUCUGUUGAAGGUUUAAACGUGUCCAAUCCUGGUGUAAAGGUUAAAGCUAAUAUCUCACAUGAUUACCUCUGUGUGUGUGUGUGUGUGUGUGUGUGUGUGUGUGUGUGUGUGUGUGUGUGUGUGUGUGUGUGUGUGUGUGUGUGUGUGUGAGAGAGAAAGAGAGAGGGCUGAUAACGUGGUUGAGGAGGGAGGAACAUGCUGCUGCAUUUGUUAGUAACAUCAUUAAUCAUCUCGCCCCCUCGCUGUGAGAGGACGAGGAUGUCAGACUCGUUCAUCGCGGGAAAACGUGUGAUCUGAUUUAUGAAAGUUUGCAGAAAUGAAGACAAGCUCCUCUGUGAAAGGUGUGAUCACAUAGAGAGAGAGAGAGAGAGAGAGUCCUCUUCCUCACUCUUAGAUCCAUUUGCAUGCUAAUUAUGUUUAUCUCUUAGCUGCUGCUAGAACUGAGCGCAGAUUUUCGCCGAGCAGCUGCCUUUAGCGAUCCAACAGGCAACCUCACAAUCCUCCACACAAAGCAGCAAUAAAUCAGCGUUAUUAUUUCUGACACCGCAGACCGAUUGCUCUCACACUGAAGGUGUUGGACUGAUUGGAUCGAGAGGUUUUAGUGUUGGUAAUUAUUGUGCCAAACAGCUCUUCAGCUGGAUGUGAGACCCAGAUGAGCUCGAUAAAAUCCACUUCUCUCUCUCUUUUUGAGGGAUUAAGAUCAGAGAGCGAUUUUAAAAGCAGAUCAGGCUGCCAGCAGACCUUAUUUAGAUAAAAGUGUGACUGUGACACUUUGAAGCAGAAGCACUAGAGGAGGUGGGAUCGCUGGAACGGGAGAGGAUGAGGCUGUCGACCAGGAUCCUGUUUGAUCUUCUGCAGCUUCAAUUCUGUGGUGUGGGAUUGCAUAAGAUGGAGAAAAGUAGAUAAUGUGUGUGUGUGUGUGUGUGUGUGUGUGUGUGUGUGUGUGUGUGUGUGUGUGUGUGUGUGUGUGUGUGUGUGUGUGUGUGUGUGUUUGUGUGUCACAGUUUGUCGAAGCUCUUUUAUACUCCCACGGUUUUGGAAACGUGUCCUGAUUGCUGUCAGUAAGAAUGGAUAGAGAUGUUAGACUAUUAGAUAAUAAUCGUCUCAAACUUACGUAAAUGGAAGAAGUCAGCACUGAAAUCACUGGUUUUAUAUCUCACUCCUUCUUUCACGUGCUUUAGGGUCUUCAUGUGCAAAAAGUUUAGGACUUCCUUCAUCCUGCAGGACACCAAGUCCAGCUGAUCAUCAAAACACAUAUCUGCUGACAGCUCAGCUGGUCACCUCCAAGUGUCUAAAAACAAGGAUUUUCUUUAAACGGCCAACUCUACCUGCGUCCUCUGAAAACUGCUCUGCACCCAGCGGGUAAAGACCCAGGAGGUCUUUGCUGGUGGUCUCCCUGCCUUGACCUGUCUUAUGUGCUUUGCAACCUUCAUCAGAGCUCCUCCUGUUUGUCAUGUUUCUGUUCUUACCAGGAUCAUUUUAUCCUUCUUGAUGCCUGCUCUUCUUAUAUCUUAGAGUUCUUUGCUGCUGCUCUCCCCGCCUAUCUCAACCCCAGAUCCCCCUUCCUAUGCGGUCUGCUUUUACUAGUGUCAUAUGUAUUGUAAUUGAUGUCUGCUCUAUUCUGUACCCAGACAUCUUUGCUGCUGCUCUUUCUGCCUUGCUCUGCUCUCAUUUUUACCGGUGCCAUACAAAUCACUUCUGAUGCCUGGGCUGUUUUGUAGAUAAGGUUCUUUGCUGCUGCUCAUACCCAACUCCUUCUUUUCAUGCCUUACGUAUCCUUCUUGAUGCCUGCUCUUCUUAUAUCUUGGCAGUCUUUGCUGCCGCUUUCCCCACUUAUCUCCACCCCAUCUCCUUCUUUUCAUGCCUGGGCUCUCAUGUGGAUUAGGUUCUUUGCUGCUGGUCUCCCUGCCUUGACCUGUCUUUUGUUUCUUACACCCCACCUUCAUCAGCACUCCUCCUGCUUGUAAUGUUCCUGUUCUUACCAGGAUCAUGUUAUCCUUACUGAUGUCUGCUCUUCUUAUAUCUUGGAGGACUUUGCUGCUGCUCUCUCUGCCUAUCUCCACUCCAUAUCCACCUUCCUAUGCAGCCUGCUUUUACCAGCGUCUUUUGUGUUUAGGGAAACCAUAUUCUGAAUCCCCAAAAAGAGGACACGACUUCACGGGGACAGAGUCAUGGAGUUGUGUGUGGUUAAUUUUGAGAGUUUUUCGGGUCGGAUCGAGUGUUUCUUUUAGUUUUACUCAGUGUAUGUCACCCUAAACACAAAUGACACAGGUAAAAGCAGACCACAUAAGAAGGGAAGAUCUGGGGUGGAGAUAGGUGGGGAGAGCAUCAGGACCAUAUACUAAAUCCCCAAAAAGAGGACACAACUUCACAGGUGUGGUUAAUUUUGAGAGUUUUCAGUUUUUCGGAUCGAGGGUUUUUUACGUGUUUCUAACUCAGUUAGUCCACGCAACACAAACUUAAAACUUCCAGACAUAACCCCGGACAUUUGAAGGAUUUUAUAAACUCCCCCAGACAGGGCCGGACAGCCCCCAAAAAAGAGGACAUGUUCGGAUAAAAGAUGACAUAUGGUCACCCUAAUUGUAUUGUAACUGAUGUCUGCUCUGUACCCAGACAUCUUUGCUGCUGCUCUCCCCACCUAUCUCCACCCUAACUCCUUCUUUUCACGCCUGGGCUCUUAUGUGGAUUAGGUUCUUUCCUGCUGCUCUCCCCGCCUCGGUUUUUCCUUCCUGUGUUCUCUUAUGUACCCAAAAUACAUAAAGGAUAAGACCCGGAUAGUGAAUUUCAGUAUCUGUUGAAAUGAUUCAUGAAAAGCUGCAGCUCUGCGCUCAUUCUUUGUUUCAGGAAGAUAACAGCGACAGUCUGACAGAAAGUGACUGUCAGAUGAAAUCAGGGGAAGAAGUGUGAAAGUGCCAUCUGCACCACUGUGAUUUCCUGUUCUUUGGGCUGUCUCGUCCUUGCAUUUGUCCUCUCUUUCUUUUCAUAGCUGAAGCCCCCUCUCUCACCCCUCUUGGCUGUGUGUUCACAGUCUGAAUUAUUCCCCCUCGAGCUGAGGAGACACUCGAAUUCCUGAGAGACAUCAAACCUGGAGGAUUGUUUCACCCACAAUGUUUGACCGCUUAUUUCAACAGUCUCUGUCUGGCACUGCGGUGAAGAAAGACGAUUCACAAAGUCGAAGACAGAUAAACUGGAAACAAACCAAAACCUGAGCCGUCUGUGUACAACCUCUGUGUCUGCACAUAAACCCUGAUCUAUACUUGAAUCAAGACCGGAUUAAAUGGUACUCCUAUCAGCAGGUCCCAGUCCCACACUCGCUGCACACUGAGUUUAUUUAUACCUCUGCAGACACACUAACCAGAAAACAUCAUUACAGCGCCCCUAUUUUACUCUUGUGGUGACAUUCAGAGCAUUAAAAGCUCUUCGCCUACACAAACCUUGCAGAGAAAAACCUCAACUUCAUGCAAAUUUUGCACAGAUUUCUCGAAAACACAACAAGGUCUGUAAAAAAGAUGAACCUCAUAAUGAAGAGCAGGUCCGUGUCGGAUCAACUCAACACGUUGAUAGGAUGUCAUUUUUAUUCCUCUUUAUUAACAUAUCAUGGAGGACAGGAACAGGACUAUAGCAUGUCAAUGGUUUGGUCAUGGUCACUCGUGCACCGCUACCACACAACGUAGUCAAACCCCCAAUUUCCACCGCAUCAGGAACGAUUAUAAACAGUCAGUGGAUUUCUCUACGGUGAGCUCUGUUGACCCUGGGCCCGGCUCCGCCCACUAUGACUGUCUUUGGACACGCAUAAUUAGGGUUGGUAAGGGUUGGUAAUUAGAAACCGGUUCCUAAUGUCCAGUUCCGGAACCAUCAAGCAGAUAUUUGGAUUUCGAUUCUUUUGUAUUGGUUCAGAUUGCUCGAACCAGUUUGUUUUCAGGGCAUGUAGUACUUUGCUCAGCGUUCUGUGUGCAUCCGCUAGCAAGAACAUCACUCAACUGAACGUGGACCGCAAAAGAACUCUGGUUAGCGCCCUGGUUUAAACUCAACUCAACUCAACUUAAUUUGUUAAGCACUUUAAAACAACCACAGCUGAACAAAGUGCUGUACAUAACUAUGCAUAACCAUGCAUUUUUUUAAUCCUACCUCUUUGAAGAAAUGAAAUAGAGUCAUUCAGAACCAUUAAUUGAAUCAUUCAGAAUGAUAUAAAAAUAUCAUAAUUAAGACUAAAACAGACGACUUCCUGUCUGUCGUAGACCAAAAUCAACGUACUAAUAUUGAAUUUAUGUUCAAACUGUUUCAUUAUUAUCAUUUCUACACCCUCUAUAUUCCCUGGGUGAAGGCCAAUCUCGCACCGUGAAGAUUAAUGAGGCUGAAAAUGUGCUUAAAUCACUAUCUGCUUCAUGACUUCACCAGCAGAUCCUGCUGCAGUCGGGUUUUUAGUUUGCUGGUUCUGAACUUGUUAACUGAGAGAAACUGGGUCACCUCUCUAAAUGGAGACUCGGGCGAACAGAGUGAUGAAUAUUAGAGGGUUUUGAGGUUAUGCUGUGAGGAAAACUUUUGGUGUCGAUCUCAUCCAUUAGCUUUGUGUAGAGUCAUCAGUUCUACACGGCCAUCAUCGAGUCCAUUCUUUGCUCCUCCAUCACGGUGUGGUACGCUGGGGCCAUUGCUAGGGACAGAUACAGAUUGCAGUGCAUUGUGGGCUCUGCUGAGAAGGUGAUCAGCAGUAGCCUUCCAUCUCUCCAUGACUUGUACGUCUCCAGGACUCGGGGCCGAGCAGGUCGGAUCACAGCUGACCCUUCUCACCCUGCACAUGGACUAUUUGAGACACUCCCCUCAGGCAGGAAGGCUACUGUCCAUUCGGACCAGAACCUCCCGCCAUAAGAACAGUUUCUUCCCCUCUGCCGUUGGACUCAUGAACCCCUUAUAACUCAGUCACUUUAACUCCGUCACUUUAUCACUGGUCACUUCAGUUUAAUGUACCUUUGUUUUUUAAUUGCACUCCUCCCACUGCACUGUUGUUCUGUAUUGUGUAGUUGUACAUAGCCUGUACAACUACACAAUGCUAUGUACUUACUGUACAUAGCAUUGAACAUAGCCUUUUAUACUUUUAUACUUUAUAUAUGUCCUGCAUGCUCUUAUCAUUUUCUAUUCUAGUAUUUUAUAUAUUAUUCUCCGUUUAAUGUUGCACCAUCACGCCGUAAAAAAUUCCUAGUCUGUGGAUCCUGUUCAUUGACAAUGGCAAUAAAACCCCUUCUGAUUCUCCUUUUUCUUCUUCUGAUCAAAAUGCAUAAUUAAGCUUUUUCUCUGGUGUUAUUGAUGAUUGGGUGCCAGUUUAUCUACUGAACCUGGUUUUUGCACGUGGACCGGUCUUCAUUUAGAUCCACAAAAUGAGAGUGAAGCUCUUAACACACAUUCGGUUGCUGUUUUGAGUUUUUUUGAUGAGCAGAUAUUUUCAUAAGGACUGAUUGUGUUUGCAUGUUCGGGCAGGAUUUUGAUUGGCGUCAUCAUAAGCUGGCGGUUUGUGUGUGUGUGUGUGUGUGUGUGUGUGUGGUAACACCUGUUGGUGUGUCAGCUCCAUCCCUCAGGUCCCACAGACGCUGUCAGAGGAGAGAAACUCAGAGCGACAGAGACAGGCAGAGAUCUCCAGAGAAGAGGAGGGAGGCUGUCAACUGAUUAUACCCCUGUGUGUGUGUGUGUGUGUGUGUGUGUGUGUUCAGCGUAUGCUAAUGUGAGUGAGAGUGUGAUGAAUGUUGUAAUCAGCGGCUGUGUAUUGUGAGAGGAGGAGAGGAUGACUGUUAAUAAGCUGCAUCUUAAACGGCUUGAGGGAGGAGGACUCUCUGAUCAGAGACUCAGACACGACGCCCGUGUUAUUAUUAACAUGCACACGUUUAUUAAUCCACUUCAGGGAGGCGUGACCUCUCUAUGAUCACAGGAUGGUGUGUGUCCCUCAUGUGGGUUUUGGCAGAUAGAUUAAUUGUUUUCAAACCGAAUCAUGUAUUUAUUUACUGUUAUCACAAUUUAUACACUCAUCCAUCUGGGAACUUCAUGUUCAGAAAAACAUGAAGUGACCCUGUUUGUAGUUUGGCAGGUGACUUUGGAGAUCAGCCAAUAAAAAUGUUACCUCUCUGCAGAGUCACCUUUAAAAUCACAUUUUACUCUAUAAAUUAAAAUACUAGAAAUAGAAAUGACUCCUGGAGACAACCUGCACAGGUGUGGGCUAAACACAUCGACUGUAUAUACUAUGUACACCUUGCCAUCCUGGUAUUUCCAGGAUUUUCUCCACUUCCUGGAGCCAUCGCUUGUGCAGUAGCGUUGUAUGCAUUCAAGGGUGUAGACUUGGGUAGGGACACAAGGGGUACGUCCCUACCAAUAAUCAGCUGCUACAGUGUAGUCUCUAUCAGUACAACCACUGUCUGCAGUGUUUAAUCGAUGAUUAUGGCACACAAAGGGUUAACAGUCGAUCUCUGCUAGAAGUCCCGCCUCUAACCUAAAUAUUGCUCUUUGUUUGGCUGCUGGUUUCUCGCUUACGUACAGUAACCGGACAGUAAGCAGACAGGGCAUGUUAUCUGCAACUGAGAAGUGUAAGUUGUCAACAUGUUUGGCAUAUUGUGCCUGGGCAACAUCAGCUUAAAUGGAUUUUAAUAUCAGGGGUGUCAUUUACAUUUACAUUUGUGUUUGUGUCGGUUUGCGUGCAUGUGUGGUAUAGGAUAUGAAGGAUGUCAAAGAAAAGAAAAUGGGAUAUAACAGACUUCUUUAGGAGUCAGUUGUGGAAUGCAUUAAAUUAUGAUUUACACAUAUUCUCUUUAGAUAUUCAGAUAUAAAUCAUAAACAUGACAAUUUUCUGACUGUGAUUGUUUGCUUGUUUGAUCAGCUGUACAUGACACAAAAUUAUGAUUGCAAAUGCAAAAAAACAAACUUUCAGGAGGACAAUUGUCCCCAUAAAUGUCAAAAUCGAACCAAUUCCAUUGGGUUUAUGACCUAUCCUGCAGCCCAACACCAGAGGGUGCUCUUCUCAGAGUGGCUUCGCCCAACGAGGAGGCAGACUGCGUCCAUUCUGUUCUUUAUGCAGUCUGUGGUUUAGCCUCAAUGUCUUUCCAACCCAAUAAAAGUCUGUUACAGAGACUGGACAAUCAAGUCAAAGCAGUCUUGACCCCCCACUUGGUGGUCAUGUGAACAUGCCACUCACAGGCUUUCUCUGUGAAGAUCCAGGGUAGGGUACAGUCUGCUGAGAUCCUAACCUCACCGUGCUGGACUAAACCAAACCACACUACUUGGUAGAAACCCCGUAUCAUGUUCUGUGACUGGACUAUACUAAUGUUACAUCUUUAACAACCAUAGACCCUCAAAAAACUGAACCAAACUAGUGUGUGGUGGUAUGACGGUAUACAGCAUGUGAUGGUAUAAAAGUGUCUACCGGUAGAAAUUUUGCUUUACCGUUUAUACGGGAGAGAGAGCGCAGAUGUAUGAGCGCAUCCGUUUGGCUGCGUUUCCAUAUAUUCACCAGCGUAUCAUGCAGAGUUUGUUCGCUCUGUUUGAUUGGUCAGGUUUGGGUGUGCUCCCUAUAAUCACCAGCAUGUCCAGCAGACUGCUUGGCAUAGUUUAGAUGAAGAAGAAACAGCUUCACUGGUGGUGGUCAUGGUGGACGCGGAGAUUAGCGGCAGUACUGAGCAAACGGAGGCAGCCCGACCCACCCAACACGAGGAAGAAGAGGAGGAACUUUUUCCGAAAAAGGGUGCAAGUUGUGACAUCGGUUGUCUGGAGAUUAUUUGGAUUUAGAAAAUCCAACAAUGAUCAAAAAAUUAUACCAUGCAAAGAGCGUCAUGUGGAAACACCAUCAACCUCUUCCACCACCUAAAGAUGAAACACGCCAAGCUCUAUUAUGAGAGACAAAAGAUGCGUGACGCACCUGCUGCACCAAAAACUAAAACUGCAGCAGCUCCUCUCAUACAACAGAGCUUCAUAGAGUCUUUCGCUAAAGUUAUGCCAUAUGAUAAAAAAUCACAAGACUGGUCUGACAUUUUGUUUGCAUUUGUUUAAAAAUCAGAGUUUAAAAAUAAAAAUAAAAAGAACAAAUGCGACAGUAUGGUUAUUUUUAAGACAUUAAUUGAAUUUACAGGGGGAAAAAAACAUACCCUGAUAUAUACCGUUACCGUGAUAUAUAAUUACUCAUACCGUUAUAUAAGAUUUUGUUCAUACCGCCCAACACUAAACCAAAGAUCUGGUUAUGAUUCCAGAGUCGUCUUUGACGCUCGACUUUCCCGGUCAGAGAUGGUUGGAGUCCAGCAGCUCCUCAGGCUGCCGACACUUCAGCUUCAACGCUCUAUAGGUGCCCGCAUAAACUCGGUGAAAACAGUUGAAUGUGGUGUUUUUGUUUCCACUCACGAAGGUCUCCGCUGCAUCAGGUGUUGUGAAGGUUCAUAGGCUCAAAAGUUAAUUGCUUUGGAAGGUCUCCUUCUAAUGUUUUUCAGUUCCAGUCUCAGCAGGGGUGAUAUGCAAGCUAAAAACUGUGACUGUUUCUGUCACUACAAGUCUUGUAAAAACCUGAGGAAAUCCCCACACAAACCUGACACACCUGUACAAAAGCAGCUUAUUGACUAAACUGAACAGCUUCCUGAUGAAAAUCAUUAUUAAACUAUUAGCAUUUACAGCUAUUAUCACCAUGAUCAUCUCCGUGCUACUGUCAUCCUCAUUAGCAGCGUAUCCCAUCAGUUUGAACAAGCAUGAUGUGCCAGAAUGAGGUCUCCAAUCAUUUCAGCACAUAAUGAGACAUGCAUUGAUGGUUUAUGUUAAUCAGAAACUGUGGGUGGUAGAGCACAGUGGAGGAGAAGGAGGUGAUGUGUUUGCAUGAGAAAAGAAAAGCUCUCAGAUUCUCUUCAUUUUGUCACCGUUUGUCCUUCAACACUCGAUCCCCACGUUUGUUGCUCUGCCCUUUGUCUUCUUCACCUCUAACCAUCUGUGUCUUGUUUUAUUUUCUGUCCCUCCCAGGCAAACGCUGAUGCUGCAUGGAUCCUUCAGGAUGACGACAGUGAAGGAAAAAGAGGACACCGUCUAUACUUGAACAUUUCUCUGUGACUCUUUUGAAGAAGUCAUCACGACACUGAUCGCCGAGCAGCAGCUGCACCUGCCUGAAUCAUCCUGUCAUCUCUGCUCACGUCUGGAUUUAAACUUUCUUUUGGAGUUCAAAGUUCAGAAACAGCCUCAGGGCUGUGACCCCUCCCCUCCCCUCCCCUCACCUCACCCCCCUCUCCUCACCUCCCUUCCUCCCCUCUCCUCCUCCCUGCCAUGUCCAACGACAGCAGCUUCCUUAGUGUGUGGGAGACCUCUGAUUGGGCAAACACCUCCCAGUGCCCGCCCUCUGUAGGUGGAGCUACCUGCCUGAUUAUAGCAUACAGCGCCGUCAUCGCGAUUGGGUUGCUAGGCAAUGCAGGCCUAGUGUAUAUCAUCGCCCGGCAACAGGAGCUGCGCAAUGUCACCAACAUCCUGAUUGCCAACCUGUCGUGCUCAGACAUCCUGAUGUGUGUGGUCUGUCUGCCGGUGACUGUCAUCUACACCCUGAUGGACCGCUGGGUGCUGGGAGAGGCCCUGUGCAAGGUAGGGAGGCACAAACAAACACACCACUGUAAUACCAUAUUCAGCCACCAGGGGGAACACGAAGUUGUGCACUUAUAAGAGCAUUUUAAUAACAACCUCUCCAGGCAUCUCAGCAGGCUGUUUUCUAAUCACCACAGUGUUUCUGUCUGUUGGGACCAGUGAUCAGUCUCCAUGGAAAAAACAAAACAGUCCUCGACGGUGGGUUACAUAUCAGGACAAAGUCUCCAUCUGGAUAGAACAACAAGUCUUCACGCACUUGACGUUUACCAGUGUCAUAUGGAUUUUCUCUGGUGCCUGCUCUGUUCUGAACUCUUGAGGUCUUUGCCGAUUCCCCCCGAAUCUGAACAGCCAAACCACCAAAUUUAGCCUAGCACAUGCUAAGACUGCACAAUAUUGGAAAAAACAUAUGUUUUUUUUUCACCAGAUGACCUGAAUAUCACUUUAUGCUGAAAUCUUGAGGACAGUUAACCUGCACUGAUCUUACCUCUUCAGUGAAUGUUAGUAGAAUGGCUUCUGUCUGUCUUAGAGAUAUUUUUAGUUUUUAUUGUGCUGGGACGUUAUUGUGGAAACAGAUGAACACAGAACACGUUUUGGUCAACAUCAUCCUUCUUGUAACCGAAAUAAUUCCUGAUAACUGACGCUACUUUUCUUUUUGGCAACAAAUCUCCAUUUUCUGUGGUCUUCUCUUGUUCGUUGCUCAUUUUUCAAUCGUUGUUGCUGUUACUGGUGUUGUACCAAGAAAUGCAUGUCCUCCGAAAAUUGCGAAACACGCACCGCUUAUAGUCGAGUGGUCCACGGAAAAUCUACAAUUUUAAACCCAUACAGUUCUUAAUUGUGGGGCUAAAGAGUGAUGAGUAAUGUUCCGAAAGUAAUUCUCGGUGGGUUUGCGGAGUUGGAGCUGGCAGCAGCGCCAGCUCCAACUCCAGGGGUGUGGUUUCCUCCUCUCUGAUUUUGAUUGACGACUGGCAGGGUUGUCUGAUUGGCAAGUGAGGAAAGAAUGAAUGUGAUUGGUGGAUUGCUUCAUAGCACAUGAAGAGUCACAUGCAGUGUAUCUCAGUCAGCUACCCUUGAAAUUAGAUGAGUUUAUUCACCUCCGACAUUGCAGGCUCUGCAAUGUGACUAUCGUGCACACGUACAUCGCGAUGCUCAAACGAUAUAUUGUGCAGCCCUAGCACGUGCGGAUCAGAAAAAUUCUGAAAUAAAUUCUCUCACAGUCACAAGUAUUACCAGGAUAUCUUGGCUGUUUCAAGUAUAAUGUGGACAGAGAUCAGAGAGAAUGAGUCUCACCUGAACAACUUCUUUCAAAAUAAAAGUAUACCAUUUUUGGACCAGUUAACCUUGAUGCCAGAAAAGCCCGGACAGCUGUUCUGAUAUUUGCGCUACAUCAAGGGGAAUAUAGGGCUGUGUCUGUUUGGAUACCACAGUUCCAGGGCGUCUCGUUAGCUGUACGGUUGAAUGAAGAGGCCAAAGUCCUCGGUGCAAGGCCCACUGAUUGGCUAAGUACAAGUUUUGCUCCAAACCCAGUCCAAUGCCAGCUUAGCUUUAGCAAUGGCGCUGAACAGGAACCAUGCUGAUUGUCAUGAACUGUAGGUACUGAACUAUCAUGUGAUACACCUUCACCUAAAACAUACAGAGUAUCCCUUUAAACAUCUAACCCUUCUUCCUCACCUGUCUCCAGGUGACUCCCUUCGUUCAGUGCAUGUCAGUGACGGUCUCCGUCUUCUCAUUGGUGCUGAUCGCUCUGGAGCGUCACCAGUUGAUCCUCCACCCCACUGGUUGGUCUCCCGCUGCCGGACACUCCUACCUGGCGGUGGGGUUGACGUGGUUGGUCGCCUGCUUCAUUUCUCUACCCUUCCUCUCCUUCAACAUUCUCACCAAUGACCCCUUUCAGAACAUCAGUCUGCCUACAAACCCUUUCAGGUGAGCCAAGACAUCUGGGAUCGAAGGGGCCCUGUAUUACAUCCUCAGGGCCUGUAGGGGGCGCUCAUAAAUAACAGAGGGUGAGCUGGAAGAGUUUCUGCUUUGGUUUCAUCUGUUUCUCCAGGCAGCAGCUCAGUGUCAGUCCUCAUUAUUUGACCCCUGUGUUUUCCUGUAUUAGCUUCUGUCUGCUGAUUAUUUUCAGCUUCUAACUGAUUUGUUUGCUCAGAGCUCAGGCACAGCUGAGGCCGAGUGUACACGCUUAACAUGUAAUGCAAUUCUGGCAAAGAAUGCUGUUUGCACCAGCUCAGGCCCUUGUUGGAGCUUCAGUUUAGUGGCUGUGUGCAAACAUGGGAUAAAACAAAGGUCCUCGUGGUCUGAAAACUCACCACAAUCUGACCUGAUCUAGACCUUUAAAAAACACAUCUAACCCCCAAUUUUCACGGCAUCCAGAUCCUGAAUGGCGGCUAUUAUCGCUGUCCGCCAAUUCCUACCAGAUCCAUUUGUGAGGCGAUUUCGUGGCGGAUUAGAGACAGCAGGAAUCCCAAGAACCCACAAGAACCUGCAGAUUCAUGUGCAAUCGUACAAUAAUGAGUUGUCUCUAUAAAGACAAACACAUAACCAUAUUAGCAGUAGAUUGUGUCCUUCCAGAGGAGGAAAUCCACUUCUAGACUUCUAGAAUUAGCAUCUCCUCAUCCAUGGUGUCAUCGGGGUGAAAUGACGUCUAAAAACCUUUCACUUGUUCGUCUCUGUCCAUUUGCAUGGUGUGAAAUACGAUCCUCCAGAAACACGGAGUGUUUUAUCUUGAAAAGAAGCCGGAUGUUUUAUUUUGUGUCUGUGCCUGACUUCCUUUCCAGCACAAGUUAAUCUGUGCUGAAUCCGGGAAAAAUAGGACUCUUGCGAUCAGCUGCGGAGUCCAGCGAUCUGCAGAGGAACAGAAAUCAGCCGGUGGAAAUUGACAUGUUAACUUGUAUGGUUACGAUCAGCUAUGAUUGGCGGGUACGGCCUUUUGGUAGCCGUGGAAUUUGGGGGUAAGCCAAAGUGCUGCUGACUCAAACAGACUUAAAACACCAUGGUUUUAAAGGAUCGGUGAGGAGUUUUUUUGACACAAUUCAAGUGACAUUCAACAACACACCUGCAUGUCUGUGUCUCUCAGGGAUCACCUAAUCUGUAUGGAGCUGUGGCCGUCAGAUAAACACCGUCUGGCCUACACAACGUCACUGCUGCUCUUCCAGUACUGCCUCCCUCUCCUGCUGGUGCUGCUCUGCUACCUCAGGAUCUUCCUUCGACUGAAACGACGCAGGUCCAUAUCUUAACUUUGUUGAUAUCCAGCUUUUAAAAUAUCAAAUAAAAAGGUUCAGUUGUUGCUUGAAAUGCUUUUUACGCAGAUGACACAGUUGUUCAUUUUUGAGUGGUUAAAAACAUCUCUGCUACUUUUAGAUCAUCGUCCCCUGAGACAGAAAGGUCCAUAUUUAGAUUUUCUUGAUAUUUUAAUUUCCUCAAAGGCUUCAAAGAUAAGCUUUAUGGUUCUGUUUUAAUACAAUCUUUCUUUUUGAUUUGGGUGCUAGUUAAAUUAGCCUGAUUUAAAGCCUCUGUGACUAUUUAUGCAGAUGACAGUUUUUUAUCUUCAUCUAAAAUCUGCAGUCUGUCUUUGGCUGUCAUGUCCGCCCUCUGCAGUCUUGUGUUUUAAAAACUGAAGUUUUUCUUGCAUCAGAUCCAAACCGCCUCCAAACAUCUCUGCUACCUUUAACCAUACCUUUUCAAUAUUUCAUGCGGUUUGGUUUUACCCAGCCUUUGAGCGGUAUUUUAGAAAUCACAGCUCUGUUUCUCUCUAUGCAGAUGACACCUUUUUUUUUUUCUGUUGCACCCACAGAUGAACAUCUGCAGUCUUGGUGUGAUGUGAAGUCACACCUCCUUCUUAUUACUGGUGUUAAAGACAAAAAAACAACAAAAUAUGAUACAAACUGUUGUUGGAUACGCUUGAGGCAUCCUUACCGAGAUCGUAACAGGUUUUAAAUUUUUCUGCAGCCUGAAUCUUCGUCCUCCAGGAACAACAAAGUCCAUCUUUAGAUUUUCUUUAGUUUUCAGCCUCUUCAACUCGACAAAGACGGGGCCCGAUGUUCGGUUUUAAAGCUCACUCAUUUUCAUCAUUAUUCAAAAGUUUACGUAACUCUGUAUGCGGAGCCGUUAAACUCUCAUACAGCACUACAUUUUUAGAUUAACCUUAAAUGAAAAUAAAACAAUUCUUCUUAAAUUCUUGGUUCUUGGACAUUGUCUUGUCCCUGUUUGUGUAUCAGCAUUGUGCCUUGUGUUCAGAGGGAUUUUUCAGUCUGAUAAAAAGUGCCCUGCUCUUAGCUCUUUGCUGUUGGUUGCAGGGACAUGGUGGAGCGCAGCCGCAGGACUCGAGGAGCCCACAGGAUUAACGUCAUGCUGCUCGCCAUCGUCGUGGCCUUCGCUCUGUGCUGGCUGCCGCUCAACGUCUUCAACACGCUGUUUGACUGGCACCACCAGAUCCUGCCAGACUGCCAGCACGAUGCCAUCUUCUCCGCCUGCCACCUCACAGCCAUGGCCUCCACCUGCAUCAACCCCGUGGUGUAUGGAUUCCUCAACAGCAACUUCCAGAGGGAGCUGAAGAUGACCCUGCAGCGCUGCCAGUGUGGAAACAGGGCGGCGGAGAGCUACGAGAGCUUCCCUCUGUCCACCGUGGGAAGCGAAGGCAUCACAAAAGCAACCUCGCUCAACAGGAUGGGGUCAGUGUGUGUCCCCUCGCCCAGAUUCGAGAUCGGCCAAGCGAGGCCAGUGAAAACGAUACCAGCCAUCACCUAACGAUGAACAAUCUCUUUUUUCUACAAGAGGCUUGAAUAAAGUUCACCUACAGCCAUCUGAGGCCUAGUCAGACACUUCUUCAAAUUCACUUCCAUAACCCUCCGGCCCGAGGAAAUCAUGGUGUUUACGGCUGAGGGGAAAGAAUGAUGUAGCUUCAAGUCCAGGACAUGAGAACAACUCUGAGAAAAAAGGAGAGAACAAGAACAGCUGGUACAAAUGAUUGGUGGUUUAUUGGAGAUUUCAAAUCUCGGCAAAUCACUGAGGCUGUACCCUUGUUUUUUACUCUCUAUUGAAGAGAAUUAGCUUGAUGUCAAUGUCAGCUGUUUUCAGAACCAGAUUAGUUCCCUUAUCAGUCGUUUGACCUUAAAGUUUGAUCCUGUUGCCGUCUAGAUUUUUACUGUUUGUUGUCCAUAUAGUGAAAUCAAACAAUAGUCUUUCAUUCAACAUUACCAGAGCAUUUUAUUUCAGCUUCCUACCCUGAGAGUAACAGCGGGCAAAAACGGACGCCAGUUUAAUAUGUCUGUCAAUGGAUCAGGACGUACCCCCAAUUUCCACCGCAUCCUGAACAGCUAUGAAAAGUCUGUAUCUGCCAAUCGCAGCUAAUUGUACCCAUUCAAGUUAACGUGUCAAUUUCAAAUGACUUCUUUCCGUUCCACAGCUGAUCACAAGAGUUCUAUUUUUUCCAGAUGCCGGAGCAUGCCAGAUAAAUUCAGCACAGAUUAACCUGUGCUGGAAAGGAAGUCGGACACAGAAACAAAAUAAAACAUCCAGCUUCUUUUCAAAAUAAAACACAUUGUGUUUCAGGAGGAUCGUAUUUCACACCAUGCAAAUGGGUGGAGACGAACAAGUGAAAGGUUUUUAGACAGCAUUUCACCCCGAUGACACCAUGGAUGAGGAGAUGCUGAUUUUAGAAGUCUAGAAAUGAAUUUCCUCCUCUGGAAGGACACAAUCUACUGCUUAUAUGUCUAUGUGGCUGUCUUUGUAGAGAUAACUCGUUAUCGCGUGAUUGCACGUGAAUCCGUGGGUUUUUGUGAGUUCUCACGAUUCCUGCUGUCGGUAAUUAGCCACAAAAUUCACCUCACAAACUGAUCCGGUAGGAAUUGGCGGAUGGCAAAAAUCCCUGUCGUUCCAGAUCGGAGCCGUUCCUGAUGUGGUGGAAAUCCCAGGUUAGAGGAUUUAGAGAAAGUUUGAGAAGAAUGUAAACGUGUUUUAUUUAAGUGUACAUGAAUCUAUCAGAUAGUAAAUCUGUUGAUAAGCAUGCCUUGAUGAGAAUCGGACAAUGUGCUUUAUUUAAAUAUAAUGGAAGCCAAUGAGGCUGUUCAUCUUCGGUGUGUUUUAUAACUUAUUUUAUAUGAAAGUUUCUGUCACCGAGUAAGUGAUGACUGCUGUUUUCAGCAUAUUAAAAAAAUUGAAUGUACUUUUCUUCUUUUACCAUCAGAGUCGUUGUCGUUGGAGCCACUCAGCCUUACUUUUUCUGAAUGUGAAGAAACUUUGCGGGAAUGUUCGAAACACAAGGAACACGCCAAGUUUUGUAGCAAAGGUCAGAUCUAACAAUAAAACGAAGAAGUGAUGGAAAGUGAUGUCAGUUUAAAGAUAAAAUCUGUGGUUUUUGAGGUGUCGAGUCGUUCCAGUAAAAUUAGUGGUUUCCAGAACGGGUCUGGCAACUUCAUCUUCGAUCACAAAAAUGAGUCUGAGAUUUCAUGUAUCUGCUCCACAAUUUCAGAUUUAUUUUUUAACUAAAUUCUCUCUGUUUUCAUUCAAAUUAAAUCAAAUUGUCAUUUUUUUUUAGCUUCAGUUUGACCUUUUUCACUUUUCAUUGUCAGUCCUGGGACCCUCCGCCUCAUCAUGGGGUUUAUCUUUAACUCUUGUAUCAGUCAAUAAGUGUUGAACAUUUCAUUAUUUGCUGAAUUUUCUGUCCAGUUUCUCUGUUUAUUGUUGCAUUAAAGAAGUGUGUGAAAACAGG